Messenger RNA from Meloidogyne enterolobii, 1361 nucleotides. The record is from the annotation of a GenBank genome assembly. NCBI's taxonomy places the organism in Eukaryota, Metazoa, Nematoda, Chromadorea, Rhabditida, Meloidogynidae.
GAUUUCUCUCAUUUAAUUUAUUUUUUUAAAAUUAAAAUGGCCUAUAUUCGCCUUUUGUUUAUUCCUUUUUUAUUUUUAUCAAUUUAUUCCUUUCCUGCAUUGUCUGACAAGGAAGAAGUUCCAUUAAACACGGUUAAACGAACAAGAACUUCUUUUGAUGCAAAACAUAUGGGAGAAGGGAAACAUGAUGUUGAAAUGGAUCACAAAGCUGUUUUAGGGCCAGAUACUGAUGAGUAUAACGAUUUGCCGCCUGAAGAGUCGAAAAAACGUCUUCGCGUUCUUGCUCUCAAAAUGGACAUAGACAAGGAUGGCUUUAUUUCGCCAGAAGAACUCAAUGAAUGGGUAUACAAUUCGCUUGUUAAUGUGGACUUGGAGGAGACAAAAGAACGGGAUGAUUUUAUUACUUGGCCUGAAUAUACCCAAGAAGCUUUUGGAAUUAGUGCAGAAGAUGAGGCCAAAAAAGUUCUUUCAGAUUCUGAUGAUUUGAAGUUGCUUGAAGAGGAUCGUCGUUAUUUUGCGGCGGCUGAUUUAAAUGGAGACUUGAAAUUGAAUUUUGAAGAAUUUGUGGCUUUUCAAAAUCCAGAGCACGCCGAGCAUAUGCAUGAUAUUCUUAUUCAGAAUACUUUAAAUGAGAAAGAUGCGAAUAAAAAUGGAAAAAUUGAUUUGGCAGAAUUUUUGGGUGAUUUGGCAAAUGAACAACCAAAAUCUGAAUGGUUUUUGAGUGAACAAUCACGUUUUCAAGACGAAUAUGACAAAAAUAAGGAUGGAGUCUUAGAUGGAGAAGAAAUGCGUGCUUGGCUUGUUCCAGAUUUUAAACAAACGGCUAAACAAGAAGCAGAUCAUUUAAUUGAAUCGGCGGAUGAAAAUAAGGACGGAAAAUUAAGUAUUGACGAGGUAGUUAAUGCCUACAAAAUAUUUGUUGGUUCUGAAGUUACUAAUUAUGGUGAACAUUUGCUUAGCGUUUCUCAUGAAGAAUUGUGAGGAUAAAAGGUAUUUCUGGAAAGAUUUUAUUUUGAAAGUGGAGAAUAGGGCGGUUUAACGACUGAUUUUGGUUAAUUUUUCGGUUUUGUGAUUUCAGUUUUUAGUCAAAAUUUUUUAAAAAACAAUUGUUUUCAGAUUUUUCGGUUUUUUGCAUGAGAACGUUUUAUUUUUGGCAAAAAUGGCAAAAAAAUUUCAGAUUUUAAAAUCGGUCGUGAACUACCCUAAUAGAGAACAUUUGCAUUGUUUUGCUUUAUUUUUUUUUUGGGUUAUGGUGCUUUAUUUAUGAUUUUUUGUUUUUAAAUUUUUUCUUUUAUUUUUCUAAUCUUUUUUUUUGUUUUUUUCUUUCUACAAAUCUCUCACUAGCUUUAUUAUUAUUGCAU